Messenger RNA from Archocentrus centrarchus (flier cichlid), 1344 nucleotides. It is a transcript of the gene paqr8, whose product is annotated as progestin and adipoQ receptor family member VIII. Gene Ontology annotation, molecular function: steroid binding; nuclear steroid receptor activity. The transcript has 2 exons. Gene Ontology annotation, biological process: response to steroid hormone. Lineage: Eukaryota; Metazoa; Chordata; Actinopteri; Cichliformes; Cichlidae. The record is from RefSeq and is a predicted model, not a curated record. Gene Ontology annotation, cellular component: plasma membrane. Bases 207 to 1280 code for a protein of 357 amino acids.
GUCCUCGGGUCCGCGGUGUGUGCCCUUUUCCUCCCUGCAGCCUCACAAACGUCUCUUUAAGCUAGCAUGUUAUAGUUACCUGCCCAGGCUUGGACUUCGUAUGGGAGGAAGCCCAGGUGCACAGGCCUUAUUCCGCGCGACUCCAGAGGCGCAACAGGUGUCCUAUCGAUACAGGGUGUUCUGUGCAGCGGUUCUUCAUCCACAAGAUGUCAGCUGAGGUCUUGCAGCGGCUCAGCACCAUAACACUGAGCGUCAAGCACCUACAUCGCCUCCCUCACCUCUCAGACCUCCUGUCUUUCUCCAUACCUUCACCCAGCCCCACUGUCACUGCCUCCCAGGUACCCAGGCUGUUCCGGGAACCCUACAUCUUGUCGGGAUACCGUCCUGUCCGGCAAGACUGGCGCUGUUACCUCCUCAGCCUCUUUCAGAAACAUAAUGAAUCCCUGAAUGUGUGGACCCACUUGCUGGCUGCUCCUGUGCUGCUGCUCUGCUGGUGGACCAAUGUAGGCACCCUGGGGUACACCUUGGACAAAGCCUUUCUACCUCUGUUUCUCUUCCUGGUGUCGUCUCUCAUGUAUCUGUGUCUCAGUGUAGCAGCUCAUCUCUUGCAGUCUCACUCUGAACACGCACACUACUUCUUCUUCUUCUUGGACUAUGUGGGUGUAGCCAUGUAUCAGUAUGGGUGCUCGCUUGGCCAUUAUUUCUACGCAUCUGAGCCAACGUGGAGAGAAAGCAUCGGGUUGAUGUUUCUGCCUGGUGCCGCCUUCUUUGGUUGGCUCUCCUGUGCCGGUUGCUGUUUUGCCAAGUCCAGGUACAGGCGGCCAUAUCCACCUCAGCGUAAAAUCUGCCAGCUGAUCCCUACCAGCCUCGCCUACGUGCUGGAUAUCAGCCCCAUAGCCCACCGCCUGCUCACUGUCUCGUGGUCACAGGAGCCUUCACUGCCUUUUCACGCCCUCCAGAUUGUCUGCUUCCUCUUGUCUGCCAUCUUCUUCUCUUGUCCCAUCCCUGAGUGCUUCUUUCCAGGCCACUGUGACUUUAUGGGCCAGGGUCACCAAAUCUUCCACCUGCUUCUGUCCCUGUGCACUGUAUGCCAGCUGGAGGCUCUGUUCCAGGACUAUGCCCGGCGGAGGGAUACAGUGGUGGAGUUAUUUGGAGAGAGGCAGCUGUGGUGGGCGUGCGUAUCCUUCCUCACCCUGUUCGUAUGCUGCAUCCUGACUGCGCUAAUCACAAUGAGACACAUGGGCGAGGAACUACAGAGUAAAGAAGAGGAAGACAAGUGAGAGCGCAAAAAAGAAAAGGGAUGGGUUUAAAUGACCCAAUCAUAAUAGUUUUAAUAUUAAAAUA